Molecule: messenger RNA, 3702 nt
Organism: Diospyros lotus (date-plum)
Lineage: Eukaryota; Viridiplantae; Streptophyta; Magnoliopsida; Ericales; Ebenaceae
Product: probable boron transporter 2
Exons: 12
Coding region: 1248-3410 (720 amino acids)
Biological process (GO): monoatomic ion homeostasis; transmembrane transport; monoatomic anion transport
Cellular component (GO): plasma membrane
Molecular function (GO): solute:inorganic anion antiporter activity
Source: RefSeq, a predicted model, not a curated record
AUAUAUGCUUAUUCACCUCACACUAUCUUCAUCAUUCACGCGGAAAAUCCUUGCAUUCCACUCCAGAGUUUGUUUCCCUGACGCUUCCAAAUCUCUCUGUCUGUCUGUCUGUCUCUCUCUCUCUCUGAUAGAUCGCCUUUCUGUGUGCUUCUCAUUCCUUGUCGCGUGUAAUCUUCCGGGUGCAUUUGAAACUCCUUUGUCUUUGCUUGUUCUGUGCCUUAGAUCAUGUAACUACCAGCUACAUAGCAUUCCGAACCCAUCUUUGUGAAUCAUUGAACCGUUUGUUUCUCUUAAGGGUCUUUUCCAAAUAAUGUAAUUCCGCCGGAGGUUUGUAUCUCAGUUGAUCUCAGUAAAUGGGUUUUCGCUAAUUUCAGUCCUGCAGAGGCAUGUGGGCAAAUUUCUUGCAGAAUUUUAAGGUCUUUCUUGUAUUCUGGUGAUGCUCAUUUCUUUUAACUUGUUCUGAAGUAAAUUUAGGACUCUUUUAGACAAUGGGUCUUCGUUAAUUUAAUCAUUCUUGCUGCCUUCGAUUUCAUUUCUUGAUAUACUGGAAUUCUGGCCUGUAAACUCAAACCAUGUAACAGAUCUUACUACUUGCCUUUAGUGGUAAAUUUGAUCAUUUUAGUCCAUGAGCAGCCUAGCAGACUUUCCAAAUGUAAGCAAAGAGAUGAGGUAAUAGAUCUGAUCUGAGCUUUUAAGUCAACCUCUAGGGCAUGGAGAGUGUCUGUCUAUUCCGUUGAUAUCCGGAGUCCUAAUUUUCCUAUGAUUUCUGUUCGUUGAUUUUGCCCAUUUUCCACUGGAUAUGAAAGUUAAGCAGCCAUAGCUGUCUUUAAUUGAUUUUUCAUUGAUAGCUAACUGAUUCUUUUGUUCAUCUUAGUGUAAUAAGAUAAUUGUUCCUUUUGAAUUUCCUGUGAGAUGUAAGAUCUCCAAUCUGUACAGAUAUUGUUUAUAUGGGCCUCAUCGGGGGUCUAUUGUAUGGUAAGAAAUAAUGAUCCUAAAAUUGGUUCCCCAGCUGUCCUCUGAAGUACAUCGAGUACCUACUAGUUCUUGCUUUUCUGCCUAUUCUUUAUUACAAUUGCAUAUGAAAAUCUAGUUAUCAUAACGGCCUCUUGAGUCACUUGAACCUUCAUUUUGGUGUCACUUGCAUCACUUGCAAUUCGUCUUGUUAGUAGUUUGUUGAAGGGGAAGGGAAAAGGAAGAAGGAAGAAAGGAAUUAAGUUCCCCAGUUGUUUGCUUAAUUUUGAGUUAUCAUGGAAGAAACAUUUGUUCCCCUCCGUGGUAUCAAGAAUGAUCUCAAACAAAGAUUGUUGUGCUACAAGCAAGACUGGACUGGUGGAGUUCGUGCUGGAAUCAGGAUCCUUGCUCCAACCACAUACAUAUUUUUUGCUUCAGCAAUACCAGUAAUAUCUUUCGGAGAGCAACUUGAAAGAGAAACAGAAGGAACUUUAACUGCAGUUCAAACUCUUGCUUCAACAUCACUUUGCGGAGUCAUUCACUCCAUUGUUGGGGGACAACCACUGCUUAUACUAGGGGUGGCUGAGCCAACUGUGUUGAUGUACACUUUUAUGUUCAACUUCGCUAAGGAUCGGAAGGAUUUGGGGCAGAAGCUCUUCUUAGCCUGGACUGGAUGGGUUUGUGUAUGGACAGCCCUUUUGCUUUUCUUGCUGGCUAUAUUGGGUGCAUGCUCCAUAAUCAAUAGGUUUACUCGUCUGGCUGGUGAAUUAUUUGGUCUUCUGAUUGCAAUGCUGUUUAUGCAGCAGGCUAUACGGGGAGUGGUCGAGGAGUUUGGGAUCCCCCAAAGAGAAAAUCCUAAUCAGCUUGCACUUCAACCAUCUUGGCGAUUUGGAAACGGAAUGUUCGCAUUGGUUCUAUCCUUUGGCCUUCUUCUCACUGCAUUGAGAAGCCGUAAAGCUAGGUCCUGGCGCUAUGGGACAGGUUGGCUACGGGGAUUCAUCGCUGAUUAUGGAGUCCCACUCAUGGUGGUUGUAUGGACUGGUAUAUCUUAUAUACCUCUUAGAAGUGUCCCUGAGGGGAUACCAAGGAGGCUUUUCAGCCCGAAUCCAUGGUCUCCUGGUGCAUAUUCAAACUGGACGGUAAUUAAGGAAAUGUUGGAUGUGCCUCCAUUAUAUAUUGUUGGAGCGUUUAUUCCAGCAACUAUGAUUGCAGUGCUUUAUUACUUUGACCAUAGUGUUGCAUCUCAACUCGCUCAGCAGAAAGAGUUCAAUCUGAAGAAGCCUUCCUCAUAUCACUAUGAUCUUCUUCUUUUGGGCUUCCUGGUCAUACUAUGUGGUCUUAUUGGUAUUCCCCCUUCCAAUGGAGUUAUUCCUCAAUCUCCAAUGCAUACAAAAAGUUUGGCCACCCUGAAACAUCAGCUUCUUCGAAAUAAGCUUGUAUCAACAGCAAGAAAAAGUAUGCAUAAAAAUUCAAACCUGGGUCAAUUGUACCGGAGCAUGCAAGAAGCAUACAAUGAAAUGCAGACGCCACUUGUCUAUCAACUUCCACCUGCUCUGGGGCUGAAGGAGCUGAAAGAAUCUACAAUUCAACUGGCUUCAAGUACUGGUUAUAUUGAUGCUCCAGUUGAUGAGACUGUUUUUGACGUGGACAAAGACAUUGAUGAUCUCUUACCUGUUGAAGUGAAAGAACAACGCCUUAGCAAUCUGCUUCAGGCAUCAAUGGUUGGUUGUUGUGUUGCUGCUAUGCCCCUUCUAAAGAAGAUCCCAACAUCAGUUCUCUGGGGCUACUUUGCUUUCAUGGCAAUUGAAAGCUUACCUGGAAAUCAAUUUUGGGAGAGGAUAUUAUUUCUUUUCACUGCUCCUAGUCGAAGAUACAAGCUGUUAGAGAAGUAUCAUGCAGCAUUUGUUGAGAGUGUACCCUUCAAAACAAUUGCCAUAUUCACCUUAUUUCAGACUACAUACUUGCUCGGGUGCUUUGGCAUAACAUGGAUCCCCAUAGCUGGUGUGCUUUUCCCACUUCUGAUCAUGCUUCUUGUCCCAGUACGACAGUAUUUGCUUCCUAAAUUUUUCAAAGGAGCCCAUCUUCAAGACUUAGAUGCUGCAGAAUAUGAAGAAUACCCUGCCAUAACUUACAAUGUGUCUUUUGAUGAACAGGAUCCUCGGGCACGAACUCCCCACUUAGAUAGUGGGGAAGUUCUGGACGAAAUUAUCACAAGAGGUCGGGGUGAGAUCCGCCACGUUCAUAGUCCAAAAAUAACAAGUUCGACUCCAGGUUCAGCAGAGGAUAUGAAGCAUGCCUAUAGCCCACGAUUGACACAGAGGGUAUACAGUCCCCGCAUCAGCGAGUUAAAAGCGCAAAGGAGUCCCAGAAUGACUGGAAAAGGACUUGAAAUAAAGCAGACACCCAGUCCAGGUCCAUCUACCCUUAGUCAAACCACUCCCGGUUCACCAUCAACCUAAAACUGUAAAAGUUUCACAUUCGAAGAUGUUUACUUGUCAAUGGGUGCUUGAGAGGCCGUGUGUUUAAUUUAUGCAACUACUUAUUGUCCUGUAGGUGUGAUGUUUCUUUAAUGCUUAUACGUUGUCACAAUAGUCUAGGUUUGUGCCUGAUUAUGCUGGGGCAGAGGGCAAAGUUAUACUAAUGAAAUAUGUUAGAAUGUGCAUUUGCCUAGCUACUUGAUUAUAUGCUGUUAUUCUGGAGAACAAUAUAAGAAUGAACAAGCAGAGGGAAUAAAUGAGAAGAUCAUUGUAG